AUGGUUUGUCGGGAGUAGUUUAGUGUAGGCUUCACAGCGGAGGGGAGAGACCGUCCUGGGAAGAAAGACAAACAAACAAAACAACAAAAAAAAAACAACAGAAAAGGAUUGUUUUAGGCUUCCGUAGCGGGACUUAGGGUGAAAGCUGCCACAAGUGGUGGGACGUUUUUUGACUCGGUUAGUGCUCUAAAGUUGUCACCAUGCCGGUUUUUCACACGAAGACGAUAGAAAGUAUCCUGGAGCCGGUGGCUCAGCAGAUAUCCCAUCUGGUGAUAAUGCACGAAGAAGGUGAAGUUGAUGGGAAAGGUAUCCCGGAUCUGUCGGCUCCGGUGGCUGCCGUGCAGGCGGCUGUUAGCAACCUUGUUCGGGUGGGGAAGGACACUGUCCAAACCACAGAGGACCAGAUCAUGAAAAGGGACAUGCCACCGGCUUUUAUCAAAGUGGAGAAUGCAUGCACUAAGCUGGUGCAGGCGGCCUCGAUGCUGAAAGCUGAUCCCUACUCCGUUCCUGCUCGCGAUUACCUCAUCGAUGGCUCUCGGGGCAUCCUGUCAGGAACCUCCGACCUGCUCCUCACGUUUGAUGAGGCUGAGGUGCGCAAGAUAAUCCGAGUGUGCAAAGGCAUCCUGGAGUAUCUGAUGGUGGCGGAGGUGGUGGAGUCCAUGGAGGAUUUGAUCACGUACACAAAGAACCUGGGACCGGGUAUGACCAAGAUGGCAAAGAUGAUAGAUGAGCGACAGCAGGAGCUGACGCAUCAGGAGCAUCGUGUGAUGCUGGUCAACUCCAUGAACACAGUCAAAGAGCUGCUGCCCAUCCUCAUCUCAGGUAUCAAAAUUUUCGUCACUACUAAGACGUCAGGCAGCCAGGGAGUGGAAGAGGCCUUGAAGAACCGGAACUUCACUUUUGAGAAGAUGAGCGCUGAGAUAAACGAGAUCAUCCGAGUGCUGCAGCUCACGUCCUGGGACGAGGACGCGUGGGCCAACAAGAAGGACACAGAGGCCAUGAAGAGGGCUCUGGGGCUCAUCGAUUCAAAGAUGGCUCAAGCUAAGAACUGGCUGCGAGAUCCGAACGCUCAACCAGGGGACGCCGGCGAGCAGGCCAUCCGGCAGAUCCUGGACGAAGCCGGUAAAGUCGGUGAACUGUGUGCGGGGAAGGAGCGUAGAGACAUCCUGGGCACGGCUAAGACUCUGGGCCAGAUGACCGACCAGGUGUCUGAGAUGAGGGCCAGGGGUCAAGGAGCAUCCCCAGCUGCCAUGCAGAAGGCUCAGCAAGUUUCCCAGGGGCUCGACGUGCUCACGGGCAAGGUGGGAAAUGCUGCCCGCAAACUGGAGGCCAUGACCAACUCCAAGCAGGCCAUCGCCAAGAGGAUUGACGCUGCGCAGAACUGGCUGGCAGACCCUAAUGGAGGCCCAGAGGGAGAGGAGAACAUCAAGGCCCUGCUCACCGAGGCCAAAAAGAUUGCAGACAUGUGCGAGGACCCGAAAGAAAGGGAGGACAUAUUGCGCUCUGUUGGAGAGAUCGCUGCCAUGACUGCCAAGCUGUCUGAUCUCAGAAGACAGGGUAAAGGUGACACGCCUGAGGCCAGAGCUUUGGCUAAACAGAUUGCUACGGCUCUCCAGAACCUGCAGUCCAAGACCAACAAAGCGGUGGCCAACAGCAGGCCCGCGAAGGCAGCUGUGCACUUGGAAGGAAAGAUCGAGCAGGCGCAGCGAUGGAUUGACAACCCCACUAUAGACGACAGCGGCGUGGGCCAGGCAGCCAUUCGUGGCCUGGUGGCCGAGGGCCGCAGGCUGGCCAACGCUCUUCCGGGCCCCUACAGGCAGGAGAUGCUGGGUAAAUGCGAGCAGGUGGAGCAGCUCAUGGCCCAGCUGGCCGACCUGGCCGCCCGCGGAGAAGGGGACUCCCCUCAGGCACGCGCCAUCGCUCAGCAGCUCCAGGAGGCCCUGAAAGACCUGAAAGGAAAGAUGCAAGAGGCGAUGACUCAGGAGGUGUCUGACAUCUUCAGUGACACAACCACCCCCAUCAAGCUGCUGGCGGUAGCCGCCACCGCCCCACUCGACGCCCCCAACAGAGAUGAGGUCUUUGACGAGAGAGCUGCCAACUUUGAGAACCACGCCAAUAAGCUUGGCACCACAGCAGAGAAGGCUGCUGCCGUUGGCACCGCUAACAAGAGCACGGUGGAGGGAAUCCAGGCUGCCGUCAAGUCAACAAGGGACUUAACACCACAAGUGGUUUCCGCCGCUCGUAUCCUGCUCAGGAACCCCGGCAACCAAGCUGCGUAUGAGCAUUUUGAAACCAUGAAGAAUCAGUGGAUAGACAACGUGGAAAAAAUGACGGGUUUGGUGGACGAGGCCAUCGACACCAAAUCUCUGCUGGACGCCUCAGAGGAAGCCAUCAAGAAAGACCUGGAAAACUGCCGCCUGGCCAUGGCCAACCUUCAGCCUCAGUUCCUGGUGGCCGGCGCCACCAGCAUCGCCCGGCGAGCCAACCGCAUCCUCCUGGUGGCGAAACGGGAGGUGGAGAACUCCGAGGAUCCGAAGUUCAGGGAGGUGGUGAAGGCUGCGUCGGACGAGCUGAGCCAGACCAUCUCUCCGAUGGUGAUGAAUGCGAAGGCGGUGGCUGGAAACAUCAAAGAUCCGAGUCUUCAGAAGGGCUUUCUGGACUCCGGUUAUAAGAUUCUUGGUGCCGUGGCGAAGGUCAGGGAGGCGUUCCAGCCUCAAGAGCCAGACUUCCCACCUCCUCCUCCUGAACUGGAUCAGCUUAAUCUCAACGACGAGGCAGCACCUCCCAAGCCUCCUCUUCCAGAGGGUGAGGUUCCUCCCCCCAGACCUCCUCCCCCAGAGGAGAAGGAUGAGGAGUUCCCUGAGCAGAAGGCUGGCGACGUGUGCAACGAGCCCAUGAUGGUGGCCGCCAGGCAACUUCACGAUGAAGCGCGCAAAUGGUCCAGUAAAGGAAAUGACAUCAUCGGCGCUGCCAAGCGAAUGGCCUUGCUCAUGGCUGAGAUGUCACGUCUGGUGCGCGGAGGUAGUGGAAACAAGCGCGCCCUCAUCCAGUGCGCCAAGGACAUCGCCAAGGCCUCCGACGAAGUCACGCGGCUGGCAAAGGAAGUGGCCAAGCAGUGCACUGACAAACGCAUCCGGACCAACCUGCUCCAGGUGUGCGAGCGUAUUCCCACCAUCAGCACUCAGCUCAAGAUCCUGUCCACGGUCAAGGCCACCAUGUUGGGUCGCACCAACAUCAGCGAAGAGGAGUCAGAGCAGGCCACCGAGAUGCUGGUCCACAACGCUCAGAACCUGAUGCAGUCCGUGAAGGAGACGGUCAGGGAGGCCGAAGCAGCUUCGAUCAAGAUCCGAACAGACGCAGGUUUCACCCUCCACUGGGUCAGAAAGACCCCCUGGUACCAGUAAGCGAAAAGGGCUGCGGUUCCUCUGCUUCACGCUGGUCCUGUCCAGCUGUCCAGGAGGACGUUGAAUGGACAGAUGAAUGCUUUUGUCAGAGCUGCGAUAUCAGUUUCCCCUCGUUGUUAAAUGGGUAAAGUGUCUCUUAUUAGUCCCGUGUCCUGUCUGUAACAGUUGCUGUUCUGGUCGAAUGUAAACAACGGGACUGUCAGUGCGAGUUAUGGGUUAGAAGCUUUCUGGGAAACCUCUCUCUUUAGUUCCGUUUUUUUCCUCUAAAGUGUGUAAAAAUGUCUUUUUAAAGCUUAUUCUGAAAAGAAAAAUAAAUCCCAGGAAUAUAUAUAUUUUGAUCUGAGGUUAGACUCCACAUAGGGAGACCGUUUCUCGCUCUCUUCCAGCCACAAACCACGUUGAGUUAAAUUUAAACAGUUUUCUCAAGAAAGAGACAUUUCUUUUAUACAUAUAUAUCUUUGUACCGCUUCUUUUUACUAUCACGAUCAUUUGUCGAGUCUCUAGGUUAAGCACACGAUCUUGAGGAGAUGUUACAAGUACAGUAUAAGCCUGCUCAGCACACGCAAGAUGUAUCCAGCGGUAUUAUGUCUGUUUACACUAUUCUUCUUUAUUACAACAAGUCAAAGAGAAACACUGUUCAUUGUUUUAAGUCUUGUAAUGCGGUUGUCGCGUUCCUUAUUUUGUCCGCUGCCAAAGACGUUCUGCCUACGAUCCUGCAACGUAGACUUGUCCUCCGUGGCUGUAGACUGCAACGCGUAUUUGAGCUAAAGGGCUAGUUUCUAUAGGCUAAACUAAGAGUAGGAGAAGACAUGGUUUGACCCAGGUUGCUUUGAGAAUGCAUGCAACAAACAGGCUUAGCUACACUAUUAAUAGCCAAAAAUUAUUACUUUAACUUCCCCAGCAAGCUGCAAAAAAAAAAAAGAAAAAGCUCCCAAGUCUUGCCUGCUGUUUGUUUUUCUUUCAUUAACGUUGUGCACAAUCAUUUUUUUUUUCUUGCCAUACGUGAAUUGCACACUUCCUCCUAGGUAGUCAAGGGAACGAUGAAGCACAGAACCUACCGCUGGUUGAAAAUCAUCCGUUUUAUAUUCUCUCACAUGUCUUGAUACACUAAAAAUAAUGCAAAACGAUGUAGUAGAAGCUCAUGAAAUAUCCGAGGACUGUUGGUGUGAAUGUGUCCUUCUAAGUCUCUGAUACCAACUGAUGUGCCUUUGCGAAAAUAAACUUUAUUUGCAAUUAAUGGAGUUUUGAUUUUAAGAUGUUUUGUAACGUUUAUACAAGCUGGUAUCGUGGUGUUCUCUUUCUCUCUCUUUUUUUUUUGUCAAAACACUUUGUUGUAUAUGAUUCUUCUUAACAGUUAAACACAAGAGUUUUACUUCCGGUCAAAUUAUGCUCUAUGCAAAUCAUUAUUAUUUUUUUUUUGUCUUUUUGGAAAAUAUCUUAAAAUUAUGCAACUUAGUUUAAAUGGGCCUGAACCUAAUUUUAUUUGGGCACUGUUCACAAUUUUGUAAUAAAGCAUUUUAUAGCACUUGGA
This is a messenger RNA of Mugil cephalus (flathead mullet), 4935 nucleotides long. Its product is annotated as vinculin. Gene Ontology annotation, molecular function: structural molecule activity; actin filament binding. Lineage: Eukaryota; Metazoa; Chordata; Actinopteri; Mugiliformes; Mugilidae. The transcript has 21 exons. The record is from RefSeq and is a predicted model, not a curated record. Gene Ontology annotation, biological process: cell adhesion. Gene Ontology annotation, cellular component: actin cytoskeleton. Bases 201 to 3404 code for a protein of 1067 amino acids.